AUGACGUCUAUGUUGAUUUUCGAGACAGACUUUGUCGAGCUCCAGGAGGAAAUCAAACGCAGGGACGACCACGCAGAAUUCAUCAGACGCGAGCAUUUCAUCGCUGCAAAAAAGAUACAGGCGUGGAUUCGUGGAAUCCUCACUCGAAACCAUCACAGGCUGCUGCACGAGAGCGCCAUCACCAUCCAGCGCCAUUGGCGCGGCUACUGUGUCAGGAUUUUCGCUGAUAGAUACCUGGUCGAGCGUGUUCAUCAAAUGUGGCAAGAUCACUACGAUCGAAUGGCGACGACGAUCCAAGCCGUCUGGCGUGGUUACUGGGUCAGGAAAACAGUCCUCGACAUACCAAAAAUGCGCCGAUGGCUGGAGACUGUUUACGCCAAGAACGACCAAACCGUGGAAGACAUGAAGAAGUUCAGGUGCGACGAGAUCGAAUACGCUGAACGUGCUAUGGAACGCGAGUCGAUGCAGUGGACGCUGUUCAUACUCUUCAAACUCCACCAUUUACUGAGAACGAAACAGCAGCCAGGAGUGCUCACCAGGAUCGACAAGACUCAUUUCACCUUCAUCGAAGAGAUGCUGAAGUGCUUCGAGUUUAGACACUACACAGGGAAGAAGGGUACCCGCUGCUGCGAUUGUAAAAUUGACCCUAAACCAUCGCUAGUCUUCCGUGGGACCUAUUACGAAAGAUGCGAAAAGGAGAUUCGCGAGAUGGAGAGGAGAUUGCAAGCUGGUGCCAUGCCAGUGUUUAGAAGUACGACGAUAAUCUCCUGUCUAAUUUCUGCAACAAUAUUUAAACUCUUUCGGCUGCUCUUUUAUUCCCCAAUGGCGAAUUGGCUACUUUAAAGAUCAAAGUUCCAAAGAUUCUGAGUAGCGCGAAAUCUUCAGGUUACCCUUACGAAGACCAGGAGAAGAUAUCUCGAAAAUCGA
Molecule: messenger RNA, 927 nt
Organism: Hylaeus volcanicus
Lineage: Eukaryota; Metazoa; Arthropoda; Insecta; Hymenoptera; Colletidae
Product: spermatogenesis-associated protein 17-like
Exons: 4
Coding region: 1-843 (280 amino acids)
Biological process (GO): mitotic cell cycle; spindle organization; establishment of meiotic spindle localization
Cellular component (GO): spindle pole
Molecular function (GO): protein binding
Source: RefSeq, a predicted model, not a curated record